Messenger RNA from Nematocida ausubeli, 699 nucleotides. RefSeq lists its product as uncharacterized. Gene Ontology annotation, cellular component: membrane. The transcript has a single exon. Lineage: Eukaryota; Fungi; Microsporidia. The coding region runs from base 1 to 699 and encodes 232 amino acids. The record is from RefSeq and is a predicted model, not a curated record.
AUGAAGGGUACAAAAGAAGAAGAGCACUAUUCUGACUUUGAGAUCAAACCGUACUGGAGGGGCCGCAUUCACAGAAUGGCCUUUUACAGCACAAUUUGCAUAUUCUUUCUCUUCAUGAUCUUUCUCCGCUUAAACAAAAUCUAUCUUACUAUAUACUUCCUAUCCCAGCUUCUUCUUUAUGGGGUAAGCAGCACAUAUCAUAUGCACCCAUGGACCAACCGGACAGCUGAAAGGCUCUUCCAGAAGCUAGACCACUCCUCAAUAUUCCUUCUUAUAUCAGGCACGCAGACAUGCAUUGUAGCAUCAAUUUCAGCCCUAUAUCCAGACCUAUUCAGCGACAAUGAGUCUCUGUCAUAUGCAACCUUGCUGUAUAUAUCAUAUGCUAUGGCUGUUUUAGGAAUACUCAAGGUCUUCUUUUUCCAUGCCCCACGGGCCUUUAAUGUUAUGUACUAUAUUCUGCAUGGAAUUUCCAUUCCUAUAUUUAUACCGUAUAAGGCUGUGUCAGAUAUAGCUAUAGCUGUGCUGUGCGCCACAGGAGGCAUAUUGUAUAUAUUAGGAGGCAUAAUAUAUGGAGUAAAAAGGCCUAACCCAUGGCCCCUGAUUUUUGGCUACCAUGAGGUCUUUCAUGCACUAACUGUUCUGGCGAAUAUGUCUUUCAUGAUGACUGUUGUAUGGGCUGAUUACAAGUUGCAUGUGUGA